Molecule: messenger RNA, 4312 nt
Organism: Xyrauchen texanus (razorback sucker)
Lineage: Eukaryota; Metazoa; Chordata; Actinopteri; Cypriniformes; Catostomidae
Product: ankyrin repeat and MYND domain-containing protein 2-like
Exons: 11
Coding region: 108-1385 (425 amino acids)
Biological process (GO): regulation of smoothened signaling pathway
Molecular function (GO): protein binding
Source: RefSeq, a predicted model, not a curated record
GUCAGAAUUGAAGUCCGUCAGUGAGUCAUUCACAACAGUGCAAAGCUGUUACAUUGAUCAGAAACAUUUUAUCUAUUCAUCGUUAAAGAGUAACUUAAUCUAUAAUAAUGUCUGCACCAAAGAAAGGAGACCUGACCGAUACUGAGAAAGAGCUGCUUCGAGUUAUUGCUGCAGGGAAUGUGCAAGAAGCCUCCAGGUUGCUUGGAUCCAAAGAUGUCAGGGUCAACUCUCUGGAUGAGUAUGGCAUGACCCCCCUCAUGCAUGCUGCAUACAAGGGAAAGGCAGAUAUGUGCAAACUGUUACUGCAGCACGGAGCAGACGUCAACUGCAAUGAGCAUGAACAUAGCUACACUGCACUCAUGUUUGCGGGGCUCUCAGGAAAGACAGACAUCACCUGGAUGAUGUUGGAUGCUGGAGCAGAGACGGAUGCAGUGAACUCAGUUGGGAGAACGGCUGCACAAAUGGCAGCUUUUGUUGGGCAGCAUGAUUGUGUGACGGUCAUCAAUAAUUUCUUCUCCCGAGCAAGGCUGGACUACUACACAAAACCCCAAGGGCUGGAAAAGGAACCGAAACUCCCUCCCAAACUCGCUGGACCAUUGCACAAAAUUAUUAUGAGUACCAAUCUCAAUCCUUUAAAGAUAGUAAUGUUGGUGAAGGAAAACCCUCUGCUGAUGGAUGUGGGGGCACUUGAGAAGUGUCGCAAGGUUCUGGAGCUGAUCUGCGAGAAAUGUGUGAAGCAGCAGGAUAUGAAUGAGGUGUUGGCCAUGAAGAUGCACUACCUCAGCUGUGUGCUGCAGAAAUGUGGCUCUUUCCUUAAAGAUCGCCAGGACAAACUUGAUGGCCUCAUCAAGAGCCUCCUGAAAGGGCGAGACAGCGAUGGCUUCUUGGUGUUCCAGGAGAAGUUCAUCCGGGAGUGUAUCCGGAAAUUUCCAUAUUGUGAUGCUACGUUAUUACAGCAGCUGGUUCGGAGUAUUGCUCCAGUGGAAAUUGGUAAUGACCCCACGGCUUUGUCAGUGCUCACUCAGGCCAUCACGGGGCAGGUGGGUUUCAUGGAUGCAGACUUCUGCACCUCCUGUGGUGAGAAAGGGGCAGACAAGAGAUGCUCCAUCUGCAAAAUGGUGAUCUACUGUGACCAGGCUUGUCAGAAGAUGCAUUGGUUCACCCACAAGAAAGUCUGUAAGAUGUUAAAGGAGCAGAGAGAGGAACAUGAAGCGGAGUCAGCCAUGCGACUACAAAAACAGGCAAAAGCAGAGGAAAAUCAAGCAUUGGAGGAGACGACCAGCACUUUGGAAGAGCUCUCAAUCAGUCAGAGUGACACCACCAGCCCUUCAGAUAACCAAACUGAGGAUGUUACCUCUGACACGGUCCCUGUUACUGCAGAUUGAGUCACAAAAUUUACUGUACCCUAUAGACACAGAUUCAACCCAGCAAGUUUAUUAUUGUUGUGUUCAACAUUAACAUCAAAGAUCCAUUUAAGCCAAAAGAGAGCAAAUCCGCAACCUUGCCCAGAGGUUACAACAGUAUUGUUCAUGGUUCUUGCUAUUCUAAAGGACAUACUGUAACAGGAAAAAACAAUUUUCCACACAAAUGCACUGGAUGAAGGGCCCAUGGGAGACAAAUAUAGAUUUCUUUUUAUGUUUACGUUGAAAAUAUUUGUAUUUAUGUUUUUAAAAAUCGUAGUGUCAUAGCGGAUUUAUUGUUGACAGUCGUAUGUGUGAUGUAGGUUUUGCCUUCGGAAAGAUAAUGUAAUACUAUAUUUCUGCAAGACGUUGAAGCCUGCGCCUUAAAUUUCUCUUUCUGUAGUUAUGACAGGAGAUACGAUUCAUGGAAGUUGGCAACAGCUUAUAAGGCAAAUCAUUUUCUGUCUUAAUUGUAAAGCUGUAGAAUUUUAUUUAACGCUCGUGUUGUGUUCUUUUUGUGCUGACUUUGUGUUCCCGGUAAAAAAUGAGCAGCCCAUUAGGAUUUUUUAUAAAUCUCUCAUAUUGCAUAUAUUAUCACAAGAUAUUCUAUUAGAUCUUUUUAUCAUCUUAUUUUUUAGUAAUUAUGAUGUACUAAUUAUGAAAUUUUUGUACUUCUUUUUUGAAAAUAUUAUACACAUACAUACAUACACAUAUUUUUUUAAUUAUUGAUAUAAGGAUUAAUUUAACUGAGCUUAUCGGGCUGGGGGGGGGCACUCUCUGCUGAAAACCUAAUAAUAAUAAUAAUUGCGCAAUAAAAUUAACCACUUGCUUGUUCUGAACAAAAUAAAUGUCAAUUUAAAGCUUAGAAUCUGAACUUUACAAUGCAUAUAGCUGAUACUUCCAAGUCUUAAAUAAUGUUUUUUUAAUUUGCUGAAAAAUAAAAACUGUUUCAUUCUCAUAUUUGAGAAUUCCCACUCUUUUCAACCAAUGAAUUUCCAUGACUUGAAAGAUAAUUUUCAAGCCCAAACAUUUUGCCUUCCAUUCUGAAAAUGGCACAGAAAUCACACAAUUGCAAAUUUGAAAAAAAAAAUAAAUAAAUAAAUAAAUAAAUAACUAUUUAAUUUUACAUUUAAUCCAUACAAACACAUUGCAUGAAUCCUAAAAUGGAUUGGGAUUAGUGGCAUCGUUGUCUCACUUGGUUCGAUUGCUCGGACUGUACCCGGGUUAGUUUCCUCGCCCCCUUCCCCUGCUGGUCUGUUCACAUUUUAUUAUUUCGGUCUGAACUGCUUUAUGAUUGAGUCAUCAACGUGUGUACAAACCGCAGCUGUUUACCACUAUAACUAGGCAACAACUCAAGAAGACAUCAGCUUUGCUGUGUUAUUAAAGUAUUCAUCUCUUUGGAUUUACCACCAAAACUUUACAUGCACAAAACAAUGCUUAUGUUUGUCUCUCAUGGAUGCAUUGAAUGUGCAAUGAUGUGAUGAAAAUUAGCAUUUGUCAGCCAUGAGCACACGGAUGCAUUACUAAAGAAGUGAAGAAUGUGAGCUGCUCUCUGAAGGGGAUUAACUUAGACACAAGAUACGCAGGUGUGAGAAAUGCAGUAUACCAUAAUAAUUGCGAUUGGGAGCCUAUAAAGAUGCAAACUAAACAUCAUCACAAGCAGUUCACUUUAGGGCUGGGCAAUAUGCAGGCCCAGCUCCACAGGGGGUCCUGGCCCACCCAAUCAUGAACUUGGCCCACCUUGAAAACUACACCCACCCCUCCAACUGUUUGGCCCACCCGUCAGGUCAUAUGGCCCACAUUAAAUCUUAGAGCUGGAGCCAGGCCUGGCGAUUGGACUACGUAAUUGUAUAUCGAUGCUAUCUUACAGAGAACCUGAUGCUGAUUGCGACACUCAUUUGACCAAAGAUGAUUGACAAUACAGAGAAAUGGAAAAAAACAAGGAUCUGGGAAGUCAGCAAAUAUAUUAAAUUGUAGCCCAGGAAACUAUCACCAGCCAGAUGCAACAAGGCUAAAUCCAGUUUGCAAGCUCCUCGUCCAAAUGUAUUUCAUUCGGGAGUAAUUUUGCUCAUCUACCCACAAAAGGCGAGCUACCUAUAAGAUGUCUCGGAGUGACACAUGACAAGAAAUGCUGUUUGACACAAAGACUCAUGCUUGAAGAAACACACUUAUUACAUAUUAUAAGAAAAGCCAUCAGUGCUUGUGUCGGAUUUGCUGUUUGUUCAGAGGCGCGCAGCACAAGCCUGUCUUUUGGAACAAGCACAUGUACAGAUAUCACUCUGUUUCAUUCGUCUGAAAACUGUUUGCAAGAAUAAUGUCAUCUAUAAGAAUGCUGUAAAUGAUCUCCGAUCAUCUCAGGAGGUGCUGUGAGUUUAGUUUGUGCUUAAAAUGCAUUGUGAACGCAACUCUGCAGGCUCAGUAAUAUAUUUCUUUGUAUUAAAGUAACAAAGACGAAAGUGAUUAAAUCAUGCAAUAAUACAAGACACAUUCACCUUGAACCUAAAAUUGAGUUCUAUUUUUUAGGCAGCAUUAACUGUUUUACCAAAACACGAUAAAAACACAUUUAGCAUCAUUAUUUUGGGAACACAAGGGAAUUUAUUAAGCUUUAUUAUAAUGAUUACAAUUGUCUUUAGUUCCUAAUUGUUAGGCAAUUAGUAAUUUUCCACCUACUGUCGUUGACGUAUACUUGCGUAAUCGCAAAUGUGGCUGUUGGAGAAAGUGAAUGGUUUGUAUUUGGGGAGGUGGUUAUAUAUAAGAUUUUUAUAGUUAUUUUAUAUUAUUAUUUAAUGUUUUUUUUUCAUUUAGGUUAAAGUACUAUUUGAAUUUAGAAAUGUCUUUUAUGUUCUUUGUGUUUCAAUAAAUUAAUUUAAAAGAAAUUUUCACCGACCCUUGGCAGGAGGGUAGACGAUAUA